AUGGCAUCUGCCAAAGCCAAGCACUCACGGCCUUCAAAGACCAAGCAAGUGUCACCAAAAGGGAAGAAUCGCAAAUGGAAAGCUGUAUCGAGCAACAGCGAAUCAGAAACCAGCGAGAGUGAGACUGAACCAAAACGUACUUCGAAAAAGAAACCUCCAGCUCCUUCAAAAUCUAAGCGCGCACGUCGAAACACGAUUGAUGAGGUUGUCCACGAGAGUGAGGCCAGUGAAGAAGAAGAAAUUGAGCCCUUUGUUGAGGAUGCUGAAGAUGAAGAGGAGAGUAAUGGCUUGCAGGAACAGCACCACGCUCCUCUACCCGAUGUGCUGAAAACGAACAAACAGAGUACAACUGAUUUACUCACUGUGUUCUCGGAUCGUUGUACGGUGAAGUUUUGCCAGACUAAUGGAAAUGUAGAAACAUCGAAGGGGCGCUGGUGCAAUGUAUGCAAAGAUGAUAAGGAUUUUGUCGCAAAGCAUGGAAAACGCAAGGCAUUCCACGUCGGAAGUAAUUCUUCGUGUCGGCAACACAUCCGAAGUCAUUAUGAGGUAUACAAGAGUAAAUGUAAAGAACUGGGCCUGAAGGAAAAUCACCAUGUGAUACCGCGUGAUAUAGCAAAGCUGCAAGCGAAUAGGAAGAAACAAGCAAAGGACAUCCAACAAGAUCUAGGCCAGAUGUUCCAGAAGUCGCAAAACAAAGAGUAUUCAAGGGAGGAUGUGCUACGCACAGUUGCUGAAUUUGUGGUCUGCGACGAUCAGAGCCUUGUAGUGGCCGACAAACCCGCAUUUAGAAAUUGUUUGGUGGCAAUGCGGCCAAAUGCUAUACUGGCAGACAUACCUUCAACUCAUGAUGUGUUGGCUUACAUCCACAACGCUGUGGGUGAGGAAAUAGGAAUGCAAACUCCGGAGAGUCACAAGAAUAUCUACCUCGAGAGGCGAGCUAGUAGAAUCGUCCCUUAG
Molecule: messenger RNA, 957 nt
Organism: Suillus clintonianus
Lineage: Eukaryota; Fungi; Basidiomycota; Agaricomycetes; Boletales; Suillaceae
Exons: 4
Coding region: 1-957 (318 amino acids)
Source: RefSeq, a predicted model, not a curated record